Molecule: messenger RNA, 2198 nt
Organism: Branchiostoma belcheri (Belcher's lancelet)
Lineage: Eukaryota; Metazoa; Chordata; Leptocardii; Amphioxiformes; Branchiostomatidae
Product: mitochondrial 2-oxodicarboxylate carrier-like
Exons: 6
Coding region: 91-663 (190 amino acids)
Source: RefSeq, a predicted model, not a curated record
CUGUCAUGUAAAUUAUUCUUGUUUUUACAGUUCUUCACCUUUGAGAGAUACAAGGCCCUCUUCUCUUUUGGGUCCCCCACUCCAUCAGCUAUGGCAUUCACCCUGGCUGGUUUGUGCUCAGGUUUAACCGAGGCUGUGAUUAUUAAUCCCUUCGAAGUUGUCAAGGUCAAAUUACAAGCUCAGAGAAUCGCACUAUCUCAGCAACCUUCCACCAUACGUACAGCGCAGGAAAUCGUAAGAACAGAUGGGUUCGGACUACGAGGUCUGAACAAAGGCUUGACUUCCACCUUGGGCCGUCACGGAGUCUUCAACAUGAUUUACUUUGGAUUCUACCAUAACGUGAAGAACCUAAUACCAGAGAGCAAGGACAAAAAAAUGGACUUCCUAAGAAAAUUUGGUAUUGGUCUGACAGCUGGAACCCUGGGUUCGUGUGUCAAUAUUCCAUUUGACGUAGCCAAGAGCCGUAUCCAGGGCCCCCAGCCUGUUACAGGGGAGAUCAAGUACAGAACCUGCUUCGCUACCAUAGCCACGGUUUACAAGGAGGAGGGGUACCUAGCAUUAUACAAGGGACUUCUUCCAAAAAUCAUGAGAUUAGGGCCAGGUGGUGCAAUUAUGCUGUUAGUGUAUGAGCAUGCCUAUGACUGGCUGCAUCGCCACUGGUGACCAUCCCUAAGGAAUCUGUCAUCAUAUCCAAAGUCUCCACACAGUAAUGGCAUCUUCAAGAGAUAUUUGGCUGCAUUGUACCAGCUUUGAUGGUUAAUGUGCAGUGUCCAUAUCUAUCAUAUCAAUGCUGUUUUAACUAUAAACUUGUAGGACAGAAACACCAAUUGUUCACUCUGUUUUUGAUAAACAUUAGGCAAGGCUUGGUUGACCUGUGAGUGGUGAAAUGCUGGUAUGAGCAAUGGAAAUAAUCCUGACAAUACUUUGCACACAUCCCCUAACCAAGUUAUUGUGAGACUGCUGCACACUGCCACCAGUCUACUGGUAAAACAAAGCAGCUACACUUCGUUCUAGAAGGUCAUUCCACAAUGUGUAAAAAAUACAGUCUCUUUAGCUGAUAUAGAGAAGCAUGUGGAGACUUGUCUUCUUUAGAGGGCAUUUUAACCUUCUGAAGAGAGCAUUUUGUUACAUGUGCUGUAUCUUCAUUUUUAUUACGUUUCAUACAUUUGAGGUAUUACAGGGUGAUGUGUGGUCUAGAUACAGACAAGGGCAGUUGGGGUAUGUGUUGAAAAUUAUUUAUGGUCGAAUUAUACAAUUUCAGUUAUGUUAGGAGUUGCCUUGCAAAUCAACUUGUACAGGAAAGGGUGCACAAAUGGACAGACAACCAGCAAUAAAUACUGCUUUUACAUGACAAGAAUCUCUAGGUUUAAAUGCCAUAACAAUGACCUUGGAGUAGAAAUUUUGUCCUAUAUACUUCUGGGUGGAUUAGGGAGGUUAUGCAAAACAAUGCAAAAUUAGAUCAAUGACAACAUUCCUCAAUAGGUGCCAAAUGUUUUCUCCUUUCUAAAUGUAGAUUAAAAGCCUGAACAAACCCUCUAAAGCUGAUAGUAUAAAUUAACCUUUAAAGGAACCAUCAUUGUCUCUAUGAGUAUUGUUAAAAUUUGUGAUUAAGAUAAGUUAUGUUUGGGAGGUGAUAUGAUUUACAAUACCUUUUUAUAUAUUUGUUGGCAAUUAUGUUUGCAGGUGGCUUUGUAGAAAUGUAGAAGCUGAAUGAAACUUGGAAGUUCUGUCAUUAAAAUUUUGCAAAUACUAAAUAUAUGUGAUAACUAUCUAAGGAAAAAUAUUGUGUGGAAAGAGAAGCAUUUCCCAUGAAUUAUUUUUAAGUAUGUUAAGUUCAACACAUUUUCCUCCAAAAUGAGUAAAAAAAAUGUUUAAAACAGAAAUCAUUUUAAAAAGUCAUCCAUGUUGUUGAAGUAAAAAUAUAGUUUGUAAUACCUGGACAAAUAUUUUAUUACAUCUCUGGCAAUGCAGCUGUUAGUGCCUUAGUCACCUGAUAAUGCUAUUGUCAUGGAUGUGUAAUGAAGAUUUAUUUUUUAAGCACAGUUUUUAUGAUGUAUCUGUAUUCAAUCCUGUCAUCGAUGGGCAAUGAAGAAUUCUGUUUGCAUCUUCAUUAGCUACCUCAGAAUGAUAUUUUGCCAGAUUUUACAGUAUUAUGCAAAUAAACAUUAAAGAACUGCCUAACAACUUUGCUGUCAUGG